Messenger RNA from Liolophura sinensis, 3179 nucleotides. RefSeq names its product sodium-dependent multivitamin transporter-like. Gene Ontology annotation, cellular component: membrane. Gene Ontology annotation, molecular function: symporter activity. The record is from RefSeq and is a predicted model, not a curated record. Lineage: Eukaryota; Metazoa; Mollusca; Polyplacophora; Chitonida; Chitonidae. Bases 340 to 1800 code for a protein of 486 amino acids. The transcript is spliced from 12 exons. Gene Ontology annotation, biological process: sodium ion transport; transmembrane transport.
AAGUCAGAAAAAGGACAGCUGUUUGGUUCCACAGGAACAACAGAACAUCUGUGAACUAGAUGUGAAUUUGGUUCCACCGGAACGCCGUGACAGCAGCGAACUUAUUGUCCAUCUCAUUCCAUAGGGAGACGCUGUACUGAGGCCGUUCUCUCAAAGUAGUUCAUUGACAAUACAUCAAUAAGCACUAGUUUGCACUUUGACUUAACCUAAGACAUAUGAGACCGCAAACCACCAUAUAAGGAACGCCAGACUCAGUACCAGGAUACAGCUAAUUUUUCAAGAUUUUGCUGGUAAAUUUUCUCUGGGCUACAAAUAUUUUGCGCCUAAAAUCAUUGGACCAUGGAUGCAGGAAGCACCAGUACAUUCCAUGCUAUUGAUUACAUUCUCUUUGGUCUUAUCCUCGCCAUAUCUGCUGGCGUCGGGGUGUUUUACGCCAUCAAGGACAGGAACAACGCCGACACGGAGGAAGUAUUUCUGGGCGGACGUAAAAUGUCGGUUAUCCCUGUGACCCUUUCUCUGCUCGCCAGUUUCCAGUCCGCUGUCUCCAUCAUUGGUGUACCGGCAGAGGUGUAUUUCAACAACACGAUGUACUUAAUGCUCAUACUUUCCAUCCCUUUCUCAAUUAUUGGGUGCAACUACAUCUUUAUACCCAUCUUUUACAACCUCAAGAUAACCAGUAUUUUUGAGUACCUGUCACUUCGCUUCCACGUCUCCCUGAGAACGGCCACAUCCAUACUGUAUUCCAUACAAAUGUUGCUGUACAUGGCGAUUGUUCUGUAUGCACCUUCUCUGGCUCUAAGUGCAGUGACUGGUCUGUCGCUGUGGCCAAUUGUAAUCGCUGUUGGGGUUGUGUGUACGUUCUACACCACAAUAGGCGGUCUGAAGGCGGUGGUGUGGGCAGACACGUUCCAGAUACUCGUGUUUUUUGCCGGGUUGCUGGCUAUUUUGAUUCAAGGGAGUAUAGUGACGGGUGGGUUAGCCAACGCUUGGAAUAUCUCCAGUAACCAUGGACGAAUCAAGUUGGACGAAACUAGCGGUGAUCCAACCGUACGGCACAGUAUCUGGAACUUGGCAAUUGGUGGGACAGUCACAAAUAUAGCGAUUUACGGAACGAACCAAGCUCAAGUACAGAGAGCAUGCGCUUGCCCAACCUUAACCAAGGCACGGCACACCAUAUCGUCAGGACUCAACGCUUUGGCCGCUGUGACACUACAGGAUAUCGUGAGACCUCACAUGGCGCCGAGAAUGAGCGAGACAGGUGCAACCUGGAUUGCCAGAGGCUUGGCCAUCGGGUAUGGAGUCGUAUGUCUUGCGCUGACCUAUGUAGUUUCCUUGAUGGGCAGCGUUAUUCAAGGCGCCUUCGCCGGCCUCAUCUCUAGCCUCGGUCUCGGUGUCUGGAUUUUGAUUGGUGCUAAGCUGACAGCGACGCCAUUAACUCUGCUCAGUGUCAACAGCACGUUUGCUAACAUGACAACCCUAAGUCCGGCCGUCACCACCGCCUGGGCCGCCUCGCAUAGUACCCCCUCCAACCCGCUUAUCCCGCUGUAUCGCUUGUCCUACCAGUACUACACUCUAUUUGCCGUCAUCGUCUCUAUAAGUGUUGGGUUACUAGUUAGCGCCUUGACAUGCUUUAAGCAGCCCCGCCCACCUGGAGCAGAUCUGAUAUUUCCGUAUCGAUCAUUGAUCAAACCUUGUUUGCCGAGGAACCGUAGGCUUCGAAAAAAGGAGGAUCAUCAGCAUGAAGCUGUUAGCGAGCUUGAUAUUGCCAUGCUGGAUGUGGACGAUUUUAGUACAAACUAGUAGUGCAGAUCAUGGAGACGGGGCAUAGGAACAGAAGAGUAAACCUGAGAGGGGAAAAAGCAGUGUGCGGGGCUGUUCUAACGCUGUGUCAAAUCAUCUCUCGAAUGAGUGUACAACUUGACCAUUAUUCUAAUGGAACGCACUACGCACCUACUGGGACAAUACCUGCUCCCUUAACUUUCCGGCAGGACAUACAGUUUUCGACAGUGGAUUGUCAACAAAUCAUUCUGUGCUCGCGUAUUUCCGAUUCAGGCAUAAUUCAGGCAUAAUUCAGGCAUCAAGCCUCUAGCUGGAAGCCCUGUUGUUUUUAUUAUUAUUAGUAGUAGUAGUAUUAUUCUACGAAAAAUUUAUGCCACGUUUUUAGGAAAACUGUCUGGAAGAAAUUCAUUAAUCUUCAGUAUGCCAAGCGAUCCCUGGAGAUUGUUUGGACAGAAAAAGGAUGCAUUGUGUAUGCAAAUUAGGUUUUAACUGAUAUAUAUGUGACGUCAUGUUAAAGCGAAAAAAUUGAAUUUGAAGAUUGUUAACCUGUUACCUAACCUAGUUUGACCUCCUGAUCACAAACCCGGUCUUAGUUUUGCCCUGCAGUGUGUAUAUUAAAUUGCGAUCAAAAGGUGAACAAGCACAUUUCCCCUAUAUUUGCAGCACACGUGACAGAAAACUGUUUCUGGUGUAAAGUUUAAAAUCUCUGUGUAUAAAGAGGUAUACAUGUACUAUUUGCAUGGUGAAAAUCGUUGAUCUGUGUCUAAAAAGACAGGGCGUGCAGGCUUUUGAAUAAUGUCCAUGGACAGAUUUUCCGUAUUUGGUACAUUUACAUGCUAUAUAGUGUAAUACAAUGUACGGAUGGCUACGAAGAAUAUCUAUCAUGUAUCUGCUCUCUGGUAGUAUUUUAUCUGGUUUGCACUGCAGUUGCGAUUGGCUCACCCUGUGACAUUGCACGCCAUCCCCCCCCCCCCCCCGCCCCCUUUCAUGUACACCUAAACUAUGUGAAUGCCUUGCCAGUCAGUGUAUGUUGUGCAAGUAUUUCUAAACGUUUGCUUUCUUUUGCACAAACCUUGCCUUCUUUACUAUACGCUGACCAGGCCCUGGUGACUGACAGAUAUCUACAAGUAACCCUGGCCCAGAUGUUCGGUUUCUGACAAGGGCUGAACUAUUAGUAAAGCAGUCUACACAGGGGAGUGCGUGUGUUGUGUUCUGUAUAAUAAUCUGAAGGGAAAACACCGUGUUGACCGUUAGUUCUUCUCUUUAUUGGGCAGUCCGGUUUGUGAGUCAUUAUAACUACCUAAUCAGAAUAUUUUACGUACAAUACGUUCAGAGUCAGAUAUAUAUAAUAUAGUUCAAUUUUAAAUACAUGUAUCAUUGAAGUUCAUAUCAAUAAAUCU